Molecule: messenger RNA, 3180 nt
Organism: Amborella trichopoda
Lineage: Eukaryota; Viridiplantae; Streptophyta; Magnoliopsida; Amborellales; Amborellaceae
Product: transcriptional corepressor LEUNIG_HOMOLOG
Molecular function (GO): protein binding; transcription corepressor activity
Source: RefSeq, a predicted model, not a curated record
GGAGGACGAACAGUGUCACCGAGUUCGCCGCACCGAUCCGGAUUUCAUAGGAGGUCCACGGGUCAAUUGGAGGGAAACAGAAGCGUGCUCUCUCUCUCUCUCUCUCUCUUUCUCUCUCAUCUUUCACAUCGAGCGCGUGUUGGAGAUUCUCCCUCUCUCUGAGCUCUCUUUUAUUAUUUUUAGUGUUCCUUGGUGCUGUGGGUUUUGUUUUGAGGCGGUGAAACUGUCGCGCUUCUGCAUGGCAUGGCGUGAUGCUUGCAGGCUUGACGAUACAGCUUCUUAGUGAUCGAGGCUUCUCUUUUGGUGAUAAGGGAAGGAAGGCAACAAUGGUAGAAAACAGUUGGGAUGCGGAGAAGAUGCUCGACGUCUACAUCUAUGACUAUUUCAUGAAGAGAAACUUUCAUGCUUCUGCCAAGGCUUUCUCAGCCGAACGGAAAGUGCCCACUGAUCCUGUUGCAAUUGAUGCUCCAGGGGGGUUCUUGUUGGAGUGGUGGUCUGUGUUCUGGGACAUUUUUAUCGCUCGAACAAGCAAGAAGCAUUCUGAGACUGCUACAGCUUACAUAGAGGGGCAACAAUUGAGAGCUAGGGAAAGGCAGCAAAAUCAGGCUCACAUGCAACUGCUUGAAUUGGCUCAAAAGAGGAAUCCCCAUCUUUUGCAGAGAGAUGCUCCAUAUAUCUUAAGUCCCUUGAACCCCAUGAACCGCGAAUGCGUCAUUGGCCCCUCUGCCAAGAUGUUUGAUGAGCGGAUGAGAAACCAUGACCUUCCUGAUCUUGCGUCCACUCUGCAGCUUGUUGAUGCUGGCUUGCUACACAUUCCCAAUACUGCUAGUAUGAUGGUUCCACGUGGUCACGGUAAUGCAUCUAUGGGACAGCCGGACACUUGGGCACGAGGCCUCCAGAUUCCGGAUAGUAGAGGCCUUUCCAAUUUGGGCCGAAACCAAUCUGCCUCCACUGACCCACGUAUGUUUGCAGCAUCCGAAGUUCCGCAUCUGAAAUCUGCGCAUUUAAGUUCAGAAUUAAAUUCUGGCGUUAGCGAGCUGCCGUUGAGGGGUUGGCCUUUAACUGGAAUUGAUCGAGUAAGCACAAACUCGGGGCAGCAAUCGCAUGAUGUGCAGUCUCCAAAUCUACUGCAGCAGUUACAGCUGUUGCCACUGCAACAACAGCAACAGUUCCUAGCACAAGCACAGGCUCAUGGAAACCUUGGAUCUUCUAUUGCAUCAAUAUGUGGGGACACACAUCCUUCAAAGAUUACGGGUUUAAGGGUAGGCUUGACCAAAGACAUUCGUCCAACAGAAAGUAGCUCUUCUCAGCAUUCUGGUCUUCCCGUUCAGGCAACUGCAGUGGUGGCCCAUGCAACAUCAGAAGACCGACUAGAAAAACUUAUAAAGGUGCCAGAACCUCUGAGUCAACAAGGUCAACUGCAGCAGCAACAAUUGCGGCAGAAUAGUCAGAAGAGGAAGAAGCCUUCUGAGUCUAGAACUGGUGCAGGCAACACAACUGGUCCUUCUCCUAAUUCUCCACCUUCAACAUCAUGUACCCAUACGCCAGGUGAUGGGAUGUCAGUUGCUUUUGCUCUACCACCGAAAGGUAGCAAGGAUGUAGCUAUUUGCCAUCCAGAUGGAGCAGGUGCACUGGGUUCAAGCUCAGGCCAGAUGGAUGAUCUGGAAGAUUUAGGAGACAUGGGUUCGUUUGAUGACAAUAUCGAAUCCUUUUUGUCUCAUGAUGAUGGAGAUGGGAGGGAUGCUUCAUUUCACUCAUUGAAACGGAGUCUUGCAACCAAAAGCAAUGAUCCCUUGAAAGGUUUUACUUUCAGUGAAGUUGGUUGCCUACGUUACAGUAAUUCAAAGGUUUUAUGCUGCCAUUUCUCGUCAGAUGGAAAGCUGCUAGCCAGUGCUGGACACGAUAAGAAGGCUGUCCUUUGGAACAUGGAUACAUUGGAUUUGGAGAGCACACUAGAAGAACACUCUUCUUUGAUUACAGAUGUUUGUUUCAGACCAAAUUCUUCUCAUUUAGCGACUUCUUCUUUUGAUAAAACUGUCCGGGUGUGGAAUGCAGCCAAUCCUAGCUAUUCGUUGUGCAAGCUUUCUGGGCAUGAGACACAAGUGAAGUCAUUGGAUUUCCAUCCCAAGAAACCAGAUCUCCUUUGCUCGUGUGACAGUAAUGGGGAAAUACGAUGGUGGAAUGUAAAUCAGCAAGCCUGCACAAGGGUCUCCAAGGGUGGUAUUUCACAGCUUAGAUUCCAGCCUAUAGCUGGGCAGCUCAUGGCCACUUCCGAGGAGAACAUGAUAAACAUAUUUGAUGUUGAGACAAACCGUUGUUUACAUACCUUAAAGGGGCAUAUCAAAGAGGUGAGUGGAAUCUGUUGGGACACGGAUGGGGAGUAUCUGGCAUCUGUUAGUGAGGAUUGUGUCAGGAUUUGGUCAUUAAAAUCAUCAGGUGGGGAUUGCGUACGCCAGCUGACCUCCAAGGGAAAUAAACUUCAGUCCUGUGUUUUCCAUCCCAGCUACCCGAUGCUCCUUAUAGUUGGGGGUUAUCAGACAUUGGAGUUGUGGAGCAGUUCGGAGGGAAAGUCGAUGUCUGUUCAAGCACACGAUAAUCUAAUUGCAGCACUGGCGCGCUCCCCCAAUACAGGGAUGGUGGCCUCCGCAAGCCACGACAAGUGCGUCAAGCUAUGGAAGUGAUACAUAAUGCAACUACUUGUUGGGGUUUUAUAUGCAAGCAGAGAACGACACCAUACACACCUACUCCAUACUCGUACACUUGAAAUCAGCAAAGGAAGAAGGAUUCCGGCUAAUAAUUACGGAGUUGGGCAACUCUUUUUCUCAAUGUUGGAGCUGCCCAGUUGGUGGUUCUCAACCCCUGACAUUUUUUCAUCUGGAAUGCAUUCAUGUAUAGACUUUCUGUCUCGGAGAAUGUGUAGUGCAGAGUUAUAGGGAAUAGGACAAUGCUUAAUAUUUGCUUCGAAGGAAUUACUAUGUUUUCUUUCUUCUCUUCCCUUGCCCUUCUUUUAUUGAAAAAAAAUGUAAUUACUCCUUUGGAGAUUUUUUAAUCAGAGUAGUGUUAAUAAGUCAUAUUUCUACUGAUCUUGAUGAGGGUGAGGUCUUUGGGGAAGCACCUAGGCCCUGUUUGGUUCGCUGUCUUUUUCAAUCCUGUGGAAAAUUAUAUCCUGGAUUCGGUAUU